AUGUCACGGUCUCUGUCCAACCUUUUGGAUUAUUAUUUGCUGCAGGUUGUCCACACAAACCCCACAUCAGUUGACCAAAACUGGGUGCUGCUCGAGGAAAGCGCCGCGCGGAGAGCAUCGUUGACAGCGGGUCGCCGACCUCGCGUCUCAUUUGGAGCCAGCGGAAAGCGAGCGGAUGAACGCACAAGCUGCCGCCUGCCCGCGCAAUUGAGACUCGAUGGGGAUUUAUCCCGCCAGGCCGGAACGCCAAUAGCGUUCGAGGGCAAGGACUACUUUUUGGGUGAAGAUCGCGUACUCGCACACUACGCCACUGGUACGAGCUCCUAUAUCUGGUAG
Messenger RNA from Phytophthora nicotianae INRA-310, 336 nucleotides. RefSeq lists its product as hypothetical. Bases 1 to 336 code for a protein of 111 amino acids. The transcript has 3 exons. Lineage: Eukaryota; Oomycota; Peronosporomycetes; Peronosporales; Peronosporaceae. The record is from RefSeq and is a predicted model, not a curated record.